UGACAAGAUUGCACUAAACAAAAGCAAAUUUACAUACUUAAUUAAAAGUCGUAUACCAUUACCGAAGUGUUUGUAGAUAUUUUCUUGAUUACGUUUUUAAAAGUGUUAAACACAUGAAUUUAACUACUAGAUUAAACAUUAGAUAGACAUGAGAGUCAUGUACUAAAUCUGCACUUAAUGAUCAUGUGAGUGAUUUAUAACAAUAGUGUACCAAUGACGAGAUAGAAGUGGUAAUAAUAUUAAACCAAAGGAGAUUAAAAUGUUCAUUAACUUUUAUUUAAAAUAGUUUUUUUUUUUACAUUCUUUCAAAAAGUAAGAAGUACCAGAUGACGUUUUAGCCAAUAAGUAAAAUUUAAGGCGUGAAAUAGAUAUUUCACAGUUAAAAUAGUGUUUUAUCAUGGAAUAAUUUGUUAAACAAAGUUAUCGAUAAAUUAAAAACCUGAACUUCCUGAGUGCGAUUAAUGGAAUGAUGGAGUUCAACACCCCACAGGUAAAGUCUACUGAUGAAAACAAUGAAAGUGAUACUAAACGUUUUAUAUAUACAGUAAAUGAAGGUGCUGAAAACUCGAAUGACGAUACUAAAUAUUCGACGUCUGAUACUAGAUCAGAAUGUCAGAAAGAUGAAUCUGGAGAAUAUGGUAAGACUCGUGACAAUGAUACAGCUGUGACUAAUGAAGCAGGAAGGAAAGAAGAUGAGGAGAACUUGGUAAAUUCAAUAGAAUGCAGUGACUAUCGUGACGUUAGUGACGUUAGUGCAGGAAAGACAAAUGACGCUAACAGAUCAGAGGGUUGGAAUGAAAAUGAAGUAGAAAGUGAUGACAACUACCAUAAUGCAACAAUUGUAGAGACAACGAUUCUGGACGGAACCGAUGAAACUAUUGAUGACAAAGACCAUGAGGAAACUACUAAAGAGACCAAGGUUCUUGACGGAGGCUGGGGAUGGAUGAUUGUUCUUGGUGUAUUGCUACUUCGUACAGUUAUAGGAGGAAUUCAGCGGUCAUCCGGCCUUUUUUACGUGAAGUUUUUGGAACAGUUUGGAGGAACGGCGUCUCAGACAGCCUGGGUGACGUCAUUAUCUAUGACGUGUCGACUGCUUAUUGGCCCCCUCGCUAGCGUUUUAUGCAACCGAUUUUCAGUUCGUAAGCUUUCAUAUUUCGGUGGAGUGAUGUAUGUGAUCGGCAUCCAUAUAUCGGCUUAUGCAACCAGUCUGGUUUACAUGUAUUUCAGUUAUGGAGUUAUUUCAGGUAUAGGACGGGCCUUCCUGUUGACGCCUUGUGUAAUGCUAUUGGGCGAAUACUUUGACAAGAGGAGGAGCUUAGCAUUUGGUCUUGCCUCUGCUGGCUUCGGACUGGGCGGCUUUGCAAUCACUCCCACAGUUGAGCUCAUGUUCCAGCAGUACGGAUUUAGGGGAACUUACAUUCUUUUGAGUGGUGUGGCCUGUCAUAUAUUCAUUUGCAUAGGGUUAUUCAGGCCGGGCAAAUCUGUAGAUAUGACUAGGAAGAUCAAAUCACCAAAAGACGAAGAGCUAAAUGCACGUGACAAUGGACACUCUGCAUCACACGUGUCGUCAUCAGGAAGUGUUCAUUUAGCUAGAUCUCCAGACAAAAUUGGUGUUGCGUCUAAUAUCGAUUCUGCAGAAGCACCAAUGCUACAAAAGCAACCAACACGUUCUCAUAAGGCCAAUGCGCAUGCUUAUGAUAAAGAUGAGGACGAAUUGCAAGUUAAACAGAAAGUAAAUAACCCUAAGAAAAAGAAGAUUAUAUCUUUUUCAGUUUUAAAGGACGUCAGAUUUGUGACUUUAUGCAUUGCUCAGUUCAUUUUCACGCUUCCAACUGCCGGGCUUUUCUUGCCAGCUCUUGCCAAAAGUCGAGGGUUGACGGAUAUACAAGCCGCGUCUUUGUUGUCGAUUAUAGCAGGCUGUGAUACGGUCUUCAGAAUAUUGUCGGGUUUUGUGUUGGACCUGAAAGCUUUAAGGAAAAUGCGACCCUAUAUAUUUAACGCUGUAACGUAUGCACAAUGUAUUCCUCUAUUUGUGAUGCCGUCCUUAAAGAAUUUCGAGGAAUAUGCAGUUGUCUGUACUGUUCACGGAGCUUUGAUGGGUAUAAAGCAAGCCCAGCGAUCUGUGAUACUAGUGGACAUCCUUGGAGUCAACAAGCUUGCUAGCUCCUUUUCAUUCAUGUUGAUGGCCCAAGGCCUGGGUACAUUGAUAGGACCGCCACUUAAUGGUUACUUAAAGGAUAAAUACGGGAAAUAUGACUACACAUUUUAUUUUGGAGGAACUGCUAUUUUGGUCGGAGGAACAAUUUUGCUGGCAGGAAAUAUACGUAACACCGUGACCAAACGGCAGAAGAAAGGACAAAUACAAACCAAAGACUCUUGAUAAUGGCUUUUUUAGUUAGGUGUUUACAAGAAAUGAUGAAUGUGGUAUGCGGAAAUGAAAUAAAGAACUGAUGCUCAGCGAAUCGCUCUUUAAACAAGGGUGUAUGAAAUGUUCACACAGCUAAACAGAAUGGUAUUUUUACUGUAAAUAUGUCAGCAAUCCUUCUAGUUCCUGUCUUCUCUUCUAUUCCCGUUGAAAACAUUUGUAUAGUUCUCGACAAAUCGAGCUCUUGAAGCUCAGAGCAAUUGUUCAAAAGCCUCCUAAUAAUAAUUGAAUUGAACAGAACUGUGAUAAAUUUACCAAAAGAU
Messenger RNA from Mya arenaria, 2688 nucleotides. RefSeq names its product monocarboxylate transporter 12-like. The transcript is spliced from 8 exons. Gene Ontology annotation, molecular function: monocarboxylic acid transmembrane transporter activity. Bases 467 to 2380 code for a protein of 637 amino acids. The record is from RefSeq and is a predicted model, not a curated record. Gene Ontology annotation, biological process: monocarboxylic acid transport; transmembrane transport. Lineage: Eukaryota; Metazoa; Mollusca; Bivalvia; Myida; Myidae.